AUGAUUAACAAAUUCCCGGCACACUGCGGUAUUUCUUCCGAAGAGUCGCAGCGCUUGGAAGCCGUUUGGGCCAGAGGUUCGAACUUGGGGGCCGCUUCUGCUCAAAAACCAUUCAAGCCUCCACGGCUCUUCCCUGACAUAUCAAGCUCCCUCCUGCAACGUUCAAUGUAUGGGCGUUUCGUGGCUUUCCAGAGCCGGCGCCCCAUUCUUGCCAGCACAGUUACGGGCGGCGCAGUGAUGAGCUUGGGCGAUACGGCCGUGCAGCUGGCUGGGACUGGCACUUGGGACUACCAGCGGAAUGGCGUUGUCAGUGCAUACAACGGAGGAAUGUCACCUUUCUUCUAUUACUGGUGGAAGCACCUGGAUAGAAUUUGGCCUGGAACUGGGGUAGCAGCCGUGGUGCGGAAGACUUUCAUGAACCAAUUAAUGGUGGCACCAUUCAACAGUGCUUUGUUUCUGACUUGGAGCACGGCUCUGGAGUCAUUGAUCAAGGGUGAUUGUGUGGGAGCGGAUGGUAGUGCUUCUGCGCAGAUGAUCUGCGAGAAGGUCGCCGGCAAAGCGAAGGCAGAGGUUCCGAGCCUGGUGAUGUCUUCCUGCUGCUUCUGGCUGCCUGCGAAUGCAGCCAACUUCAUGUUUAUGCCUCUUCACUUGCGAGUCGUCUUCAUGUCGUCCUGCGCGGUUGUUUGGGGAGCCUACAUAACUUACGUGGCGCACCGCUGA
Messenger RNA from Symbiodinium sp. CCMP2456, 720 nucleotides. Lineage: Eukaryota; Dinophyceae; Suessiales; Symbiodiniaceae. The record is from the annotation of a GenBank genome assembly.